Molecule: messenger RNA, 2490 nt
Organism: Hydractinia symbiolongicarpus
Lineage: Eukaryota; Metazoa; Cnidaria; Hydrozoa; Anthoathecata; Hydractiniidae
Product: ficolin-1-A-like
Exons: 5
Coding region: 333-1469 (378 amino acids)
Molecular function (GO): oligosaccharide binding
Source: RefSeq, a predicted model, not a curated record
GAGAGUGUAUGUCAACUUGUAACUUGCGGAAAGCAACAUUUAAAGAAAAAAACAACAGAAAUUAGUCACUACUUGAAUUAUUUUUGAAAAUAAAACAUGGAACAAUCACUUGUCAGUUGUCAGAAAAUAAUAAUCGUAUGAAAUGCGUUCGUAUGAAACCAACUUGUUUAUUUGUAGAAAGUAAGCUUCGAAUAAAUCUACAUCUGACGUUACAACAUUGAUUUUAGGUGGAAACUAUACUCAAUAAUUAAAUUGAGACUAGCCCAGGAUAUAAACUGGAUUGUUUUCGUAAAUAUUUUUCCGCUGCAGAUUGAAAACGAGUGAGGAGAAACAUGCAGUGCAACUCAACAACACGCAGAUCGUAUUGCAUUUCAAUUCUACUAGCAUUCAAUUGCUUGUCGGCGAGUGGAAAAAUCUUGCGACUUCCCUGUUCAUUCUAUUCCGAUCUUUCUUUGGUGUAUAAAAAUUCCCGACUAUUGGUUGGAAAACUAGAUACUUCAAAUGUAAAAGAUGACCUUGAAUGUGUGGAGAAAUGUAUUCUGCAUGAUUCAUGUCAAUCCAUAAAUUACAACGACGUAACAAAAGAUUGCGACUUUUUGGAAAGUACAAUUGUUGAUGGUGGCAACAAUGCAACUAACGAAGUUGAUUGGACACACUAUGAAACUGAUCCUGGUAAUAAAGAGGUUGGUAAUGUUUGUUCCAGCUUAUCACCUUGUAAAGGUCAUUAUUGCGAGGAUAUUUGUGAAUCUCCAGGAUUCAACUGCACAUGUCUUGAUGGAUACUACGGAGAGAAAUGUGAAAGAGGUCAAUCUGAUCCUGUGGAAUCGUGUAAAUGGCUGAAGGAAAAAUUUCCAAAUGCAAAGAGUGGAUUUUACCCCUUACAAUACGACUAUGGAAAUAUUUCUGUAUACUGUGAUAUGGAAACUUACGGAGGAGGUUGGACAAGAAUUGGUAAAGCAGUACAAGACGGUUCAUUACCUGACAAGUCUUUCAUCGGAAGUGAAAUAUCUGGCGGUAUCGCAUCUCUUAGAAAAACAAAUCAGUUUCUCUUAACUCCUUCUGGUUUUAAAGAACUCAGAGACAUCAUUAGUUUCACCCAACUCCGCGUGUAUUGUCACAAACCUAGUCACGGCAGAACCAUCCACAUUGUAACAGUAAACAAUUACAGGGGAUACGACGUGCUGGAUUACUUAAGUGGAUUAACCGAUACUCAACCGGCUUCAUGUGGCUCUUACAUCCGUGUUAAUAACGACAACUCUAUUCUUGCAUCUACGUGUGGAAAGUGGGGAGAAACAGGUCUCUGGGGGAGUUUGGAUUCAGAUCAACUUAUUCGAUUGUAUGAUCAUUUUUUCUAUAUUUCAUAUAGUGCUCACAUAAAUUUAAAAGGUGGUGGACGCCUUGAAUGUGACGAUUUUUAUGGUUAUCCAGGAUUUUCCACAACUGGGGUGUGGCAGUUUUUUGUAAGAUGACUCGAUUAUGGAGUUCUCUUUACCAAACAAUUAUAUGAAGAAUUACAAAUUAUUAAAGCACAUAUUUACGUUUAAUCACCAGUUUAAAUAGCUGUAAUGUGCACUAAAAGAAAAACGGAACAAUGUUGAAUUUUCUGCUCUACAACAAUAGUCGUUUUUUGUCUGUCAGUAAAAGCAGGUCGUGCUAACCGCCCACGAAAUCUUAAAGCUGCGAAAGACAAAUGAGAGAUAUUAUUAUCGAAAUUGCUGCUUCAAGGAUUUUCCACGAGUUAACAACUAGUCUUUAUAAUUAUUGCUGUCGUUCCUCUAUAACUCUAGCCGAAUUUGUGCAAAGGAAUGCAAGGAAAGGCGAUGGCCGAAAUUUGCAUCGCAUGAAAAUUUAAUUAAGGCGAGACAUUCAUUUUGAAUUUUAAAAAAUGUCAAGUAAUUUUGGCAAUAAUAAUUUUUUUUUUCUUUUUCCUUUUUAGUUUUUCAACACUUCUUUUUCUAUAAACUUCCCUUUCAUGACAAAGCUAACGAUUUUCUAUUAAACCAUGCAUACUAAUGUUUUAGAGUGUUGAAGCAAAAUCACUCUCCAAGGCGAGUAUAGUGAAAGAAGUAUAGUAACGCAAAAUUUUCGCUUGGUCUUUAGUAACAACUUUGUUAACAUAAAGGUAUUAUAAAAAAAGUGGAGAAAUGACAGUAGCCUUAGCGAAACUUAAUAUUUGCCGUUCAAUAAAAAUAAAACAGUAGGGUUUGCACCAACAUGUUCGACGGUAAUGAAAUGUAAUAUGAGGGAUGAAAAUAAUCUAAUGAUAUUGAUUUAGAACUAGAAUACAACGUGAAAAAGUCGUCGUGUAUUCCGCGCCGUACGGCCACGUCGACAUUUCGUGUAUUUUUGGCAUAUUUAUGCGUGCCAUCUACUUUGUUUUGGUGUGCGAACAGACAAAUUUCGGCUAUAUAUGCAAUGAUAUGUAAAGAAACAUGGUUUAUAAAUGUUCUGUAUUGUACAACUCAUAAGAUAAAACGCUUCUUCCACAAA